This is a messenger RNA of Nicrophorus vespilloides, 235 nucleotides long. Its product is annotated as protein tincar-like. The annotation marks the transcript as partial. NCBI's taxonomy places the organism in Eukaryota, Metazoa, Arthropoda, Insecta, Coleoptera, Silphidae. The record is from RefSeq and is a predicted model, not a curated record. The transcript has a single exon.
UUGCUCGUUUUUCAGAUUGGGAAUUUGGCGAACGACGGCUUCAAGUUGGGAAGGCAGCUGAGCACGUGCAGCCGAGAGCGACCUAAGGACGCCCUCGGCGACGACGGAGGCUGCGGCGUCUACAGGAACGGUGGACCAACAGGCGCCUUCCUCCAUAUAGUCAUUGCCUUCUGUCUUCUGUUACCUAAGUUGCUCAUGGAGGCUCGUCUCAUCGAAGCCGGACUUCUUCCUCAAG